AUGGGUCCCCCAUGGCUCUCUCUGGGUCCUGCCCCCCAGGGCCCCCCCGAGCGCCGCGCGGGCGCCCCCCGCCGUGGGGACCGGUACUCGGGCCCCCCCGAGCGCCGCGCGGGCGCCCCCCGCCGUGGGGACCGGUACUCGGUGCGCACCUCGCUCAUCGUGGCCACGCUCAAGAAGCUGCUCCCCAUCGGCCUCAACCUCUGCUCCCCCGCAGACCAGGAGCUCAUGGCCAUGGCCAAGGGGCGCUACGCCAUGAAGGACACGGACGAGGAGGUGCGGGAGUUCCUGAGCAACAACCUGCACCUGCAGAGCAAGGUGGAGAACAGCUCCUCGCUGCGCUGGCAGCUGGAUCUGUACCGGGAGCUCGCCGGGAAGGCGGCGGACGCCGAGAGCCCCGAGCGCGUCGUGCGCAGGGUGCAGGAGGUGGCGGCCGUGCUCUACCACCUCGAGCAGACGGAGCACGCCUUCCGCUCCAAGAGGGCCGUGUGGCACAAGCUCCUCUCCAAGCAGCGGCGCCGCGCCGUGGUCGCCUGCUUCCGCAUGGCCCCGCUCUACAACCUGCCCAGGCACCGCGCCUGCAACCUCUUCCUGGAGGCCUACAGAGCUCAGUGGCUGCAGCCGCAGGAGCACCCCUUCGAGGACCGCAUGAUCGACGACCUGGCCCGCUCGGGGCAGGAGGAGGAGGAGGAGGAGGAGGAAGAGGAGAAGAAGCCGGACCCACUGCACCAGCUCGUGCUGCACUUCAGCCGCACGGCCCUCACCGAGGGCAGCAAACUGGAGAGCGACCACUUGUACAUGGCCUACGCCGGCAUCAUGGCCAAGAGCUGCCACAUUGAGGAGGAGGAGGAGGAAGAGGAGGAGGAGAAGGGGGAGGAAGAAGAGGAGGAUUCCUUUGAGGAGAAGGAGAUGGAGAAGCAGAAGCUGCGGCACCAACAGGCGCGGCUGCACUCGCGGGGGGCGGCCGAGAUGGUUCUGCAGAUGAUCAGCGCCUGCAGGGGCGAGCGCGGGGCCAUGGUCUCCUCCACGCUCAAGCUGGGGAUCUCCAUCCUCAACGGCGGCAACGCGGACGUGCAGCAGAAAAUGCUGGAUUACCUGAAGGAGAAGCGCGAGGUCGGCUUCUUCCAGAGCCUCCAGGCCCUGAUGCAGACCUGCAGCGUCCUGGACCUCAACGCCUUCGAGCGGCAGAACAAGGCCAUGGGGCUGGGCAUGGUGUCCGAGGACGGCACCAGGGAGAAGGUGAUGGCCGAUGAUGAGUUCACCCAGGACCUCUUCCGGCUGCUGCAGCUGCUCUGCGAGGGCCACAACAACGACUUCCAGAACUACCUCCGGACGCAGACGGGGAACACGACCACCAUCAACAUCAUCAUCUGCACCGUGGACUACCUGCUGCGCCUGCAGGAGUCCAUCAGUGAUUUCUAUUGGUACUACUCGGGCAAGGAGGUGAUCGACGAGCACGGGAAGCGGAACUUCUCCAAGGCCAUGGCCGUGGCCAAGCAGGUCUUCAACAGCCUCACCGAGUACAUCCAGGGCCCGUGCACGGGGAACCAGCAGAGCCUGGCCCACAGCCGCCUCUGGGACGCCGUCAUCGGCUUCCUCCACGUCUUCGCCCACAUGAUGAAGAAACUGGCCCAGCACUCCAGCCAGAUCGAGCUGCUGAAGGAGCUGCUGGACCUGCAGAAGGACAUGGUGGUGAUGCUGCUGUCCCUGCUGGAGGGCAACGUGGUGAACGGCACCAUCGCCCGGCAGAUGGUGGACAUGCUGGUGGAGUCCUCGGCCAACGUCACCAUGAUCCUCAAGUUCUUCGACAUGUUCCUCAAGCUCCGCGACAUCGUGGCCUCGGACGCCUUCCGCGCCUCCGUCACCGACCCGCGGGGCCUCAUCUCCAAGAAGGACUUCCAGAAGGCCAUGGACAACCAGAAACAGUUCGAAGCCGCCGAGAUCCAGUUCCUGCUCUCGUGUUCCGAAGCCGACGAGAACGAAAUGAUCGACGUGGACGCCUUCGCCGGGCGCUUCCAAGAGCCGGCGCGCGACAUCGGCUUCAACGUUGCCGUGCUCCUCACCAACCUGGCCGAGCACGUGCCCCACGACCAACGCUUGCGCACCUUCCUGGAGCAAGCUUCCAGCAUCUUGGAGUACUUCCGUCCUUUCUUGGGUCGCAUCGAGAUCAUGGGGGCGGCGCGACGCAUCGAACGCCUUUACUUCGAGAUCAGCGCCGCCAACAAGGCGCAGUGGGAGAUGCCGCAGGUCAAGGAGUCCAAGCGACAAUUCAUCUUCGACGUGGUCAACGAGGGCGGCGAGGCCGAGAAGAUGGAGCUCUUCGUGAGCUUCUGCGAGGACACCAUCUUCGAGAUGCAGAUCGCGUCGCGGCUCUCCGAGGAGCGCGGCGCCGCGGCGCGUCAAGACGCGGACGCCGACGACGAAGAGGACGGGGAGGAAGGCGUCGAAGCGACGCCGUCGACGCCGGCCGCCGUCGGCCAUCGUUGGUUGAGCGGCGUCUUCGGCUCGGCCAACGCGUGGCGACGGAGGUUGAGGCGCUGGAAGAGGAGCCCGGGGAGGGAGCUGUUGAGGGCGGUGGGGAGCGGGGCCGGGCGAGCGGCCGUGGGCACCGUAGGGGCGGCGUGGGGGGCGAUGGGAGCUGUGGGGCGGCUGCUGUGGGUCUCGCUCUUCGGAGGGGGGCUGGUGGAAGGGGCGCAGCGCCUGGCGCUGGCCGAGGUGCUGGCCGACAUGCCCGACCCAACGCAGGACGCACCGGCCCCAUGGAGCAGCGCCAGGAGGUGA
Molecule: messenger RNA, 2778 nt
Organism: Pezoporus occidentalis (night parrot)
Lineage: Eukaryota; Metazoa; Chordata; Aves; Psittaciformes; Psittacidae
Product: ryanodine receptor 1-like
Exons: 20
Coding region: 1-2778 (925 amino acids)
Biological process (GO): striated muscle contraction; release of sequestered calcium ion into cytosol by sarcoplasmic reticulum
Cellular component (GO): calcium channel complex; smooth endoplasmic reticulum; Z disc
Molecular function (GO): ryanodine-sensitive calcium-release channel activity
Source: RefSeq, a predicted model, not a curated record